Molecule: messenger RNA, 1471 nt
Organism: Macadamia integrifolia
Lineage: Eukaryota; Viridiplantae; Streptophyta; Magnoliopsida; Proteales; Proteaceae
Product: biotin carboxyl carrier protein of acetyl-CoA carboxylase, chloroplastic-like
Exons: 7
Coding region: 274-1122 (282 amino acids)
Biological process (GO): fatty acid biosynthetic process
Cellular component (GO): acetyl-CoA carboxylase complex
Molecular function (GO): acetyl-CoA carboxylase activity
Source: RefSeq, a predicted model, not a curated record
AGAGAGAGAGAGAGAGAGAGAGAGAGAGAGAGGCUUUCGUUUUGAUUUCCUUUAUUUUCUGAACUACUCUCACGCUCUCACUCUCUUUCACUCUCUCCUCUUCCCCCUCGGUUUCAUCGACGUGACGGACGUCUGUCUUCCGUCAAUUCUUCUUCAAAACAAAACCCCAAAGAAAGCAUCUCCAAACCCUCCCCCCCUUCUCUCUCUAUCUCACUCUCACUCUCUGUACCGUGUGUGCGUGUGUGAUUCGGUUUCUUUCCACCCCGAAGAGAAAUGACGUCGUUGCUUCCAGCUGCCUCUGCAAUAACUGCAGCAGCUUCUGCAUCCAAAGCGACUACUUCAUCGUCAUGUUUGCACUUGGACCAACUCCAUUGCUGCCACUCAAUGGUCUCUUUUCACCAUCCUUUGAAGCCGAAGCUUAGAGAUUCGAUCAAGGUUCAACUAUCUACUUGGAAUCAUUCCACGGUGGUCAAGGCCCGAUCAAAUGAGGUUGCUGUCGAUGGAUCCUCAAAUGCCACAGCAACUCCAGCAACCAAAUCGGAAGUACCGGCAUCAGAGGAAAAGAAUGCUAAGCCAGUGGAGGAGCCGUCUCAUGCAGCUUUGGCCACAGAAGAAUCAAUCUCUGAGUUUAUAAAACAAAUUUCAAGCCUUGUGAAGCUAGUCGACUCUAGGGAUAUUCAGGAGCUGCAGAUGAAGCAACUGGACUGUGAGUUAAUUAUUCGAAAAAAGGAGUCCUUGCCUCAGCCACCAUCUCCUGCUCCUACAGUCAUUAUGCAUCCUUCUUCUCCACCACCUGCAGUUGCACCUACACCUUCUGCCCCUGCUCCUUCUUCAACCUUAGCCCCUACACCCUCUCCACCUCCUGCUAAGUCACCCAAGUCAUCACUUCCUCCCCUUAAAUGCCCCAUGGCAGGAACAUUCUACCGGAGCCCAGCACCAAGUGAACCUCCAUUUGUGAAGGUUGGGGACAAAGUUCAGAAGGGACAAGUUCUGUGCAUCAUUGAAGCCAUGAAAUUGAUGAAUGAAAUUGAAGCUGAUCAAUCGGGAACAAUAGUUGAGAUCCUUGCUGAAGAUGGCAAGCCUGUUAGUUUGGACAUGCCUCUGUUUGUAAUCCAACCGUAGAAGUUCUAGCUGCCCAUGGAGGGGACAAAAAAAAUUCGGUGUGAGGUGGUGGAAGGUUUUCUUGGUGAGGUAGUGAAGUUUGUUUAGUUUUCGGCAUUUUUCUUGUGGUAGGAUAUGUUGCUUAGGGGGAUGAUAGGUAGACAUUAAGACUUGGAAGAAGAUACAUUUUCUAAUUCGUUAGUUUUACUAAAACUGUUGCCUAUAUGAAAAGGGACAAUUUCUCCCCAUUUUCCUUGAAUGAUCCAUCAUUUGUUUCUCUAGUAUUACCUGAAACAGAUAUGAAGCAAACCUAGGAAUAUUUCAACAACUUUUUCCCUAAAAAAGUAAAGAACUUGAUUCUAUUUCCACA